AUGCAGGUAGUUAGUGAUUCUCAAAGGAGGCCAUCCAAAGGUCGACUAAAGAUCGAAAAGCGUAUUAUAGAUUUUGUCCAUUUAUGUACGUCUGCGCAAUUAGUAAUGAUAUUUUAUUUCAUUGUUAAACUUUUCCUGGCUGUCAAUUGUACUUUUGAUCAUUCCAUAUUCAUUACGAACGAGUUCGCCCUCAACCCUGUCUUGAAAUAUAAGACCAAAUCCUGCACGUACUCCACCGUGAGAGAUUUUAACGCCUUUAAUGGCAUCACUCUAACGCUUGACGCCUCAAAUGUCGACAUCAUUUUUGCGGAUCAUGUGUUUGAGAUGAAAUCUAUACUCAUUUUAAGCCUACUUACCGUGUUUUUUGGUAUUUUGAACCGGAUUUUUAUUGAUAUCAAUUUCUUCUCGCUCAAAAUUCGAAACAUGGAUCUCCAAAAGGACAUUUUCUCCGCGACGGAGCUUCUUUUACUGACGUAUUUGGUACAGUCCACGUACUUUUCACGAUCUCGAUCCUCCCUACUUCGGGACUAUCUCAGCCAUUGUGGGGUCACCUCGAUGAAAUAUCUCCCGUGGGUUUCGGUGAAUGGGCUAUUUAUCGUCGCCUCGGUGGGGUAUUUGACCUAUCUUAUCACACUUAUCAUUUAUUUGCGAAAUACCUUGCCCAAAUACGGCAUUAUGACCCCGGAUGAGAUCGAGGAAUACAAAGCCUGGCUGCGCCUCCGCAAGGCGGAGUCUGAGCAGGCGCGGGUUUUCAUCGAACAGGCCAAAAUGGCCCACGCUCGGAUGUUUUAUUUGCGCAAUCGAACGCUGCCGAUUGAAUCAUCGGGUUUACACGGCAGCAUUUCGCAUCAGGCGAUACCAACGCCGAUGAAUAUGCUGCAUUUAACUACCCAAAAUACAAGCCUGGCGGAAGCAGGUCUGGGGAACCCUUGUUAUGAUAUUUAUUCUAACAUGAGCUCGGCCCAAAAUCUACCCCCACCGCAAAUGUUUGGUGGCCAACCCGAGCUCCAAAAUCACGCGAAUACGUCGCGUAUGUCGUAUAUGAACCUGCCACGAUAA
Messenger RNA from Phytomonas sp. Hart1, 1059 nucleotides. NCBI's taxonomy places the organism in Eukaryota, Euglenozoa, Kinetoplastea, Trypanosomatida, Trypanosomatidae. The record is from the annotation of a GenBank genome assembly.